This is a messenger RNA of Solanum stenotomum, 1590 nucleotides long. RefSeq lists its product as uncharacterized. The coding region runs from base 1 to 1590 and encodes 529 amino acids. Gene Ontology annotation, molecular function: zinc ion binding. NCBI's taxonomy places the organism in Eukaryota, Viridiplantae, Streptophyta, Magnoliopsida, Solanales, Solanaceae. The record is from RefSeq and is a predicted model, not a curated record. The transcript has 7 exons.
AUGGUUGAAGAUGAAUAUGGUCCUAUUAUUGAACGCACAAAUAAUGUUGUUGGUGAAAUCAGCGGUGUUCCAGAUUUAUAUUCAAAUAAUUCAGUGCGUUUGAUUGGGAUGAAUCAUAUUGAAUAUAUUGAUACUGUGGAUGACGAAGAAAAUGAUAUCAUUAGUGAUGCUUCAGAUCUUUCUGUGGAUGUGAAACAAGUUUACAAAGAUAAAAGUGUACUAGCAGAAGUGAUGAAGCAUUACGCAUUUGUCAAUAAGUUUACAUUCAAUGUUAAGAGAUCCAGCUCAACUUGCUAUUAUCUUGUUUGUCCGUCAAAAAAUUGUACUUGGUUCUUGAAAUCAUCAAGUCUCAAUCAGUCUGGACUUUUCAAGAUAAGAAAAUAUUGUGAUACAAAAAAAAUAUACACACCAAGAGAUAUUGCCGAUGACAUACUGAAACUUCAUGGUGUUACAUUGAGUUACAUGCAAGCCUGGCGAUCAAAGGAAAAGGCAGUAAAGAUGUUGCGAGGAGAUCCAACGGAAUCAUAUACAAGAAUACCAGCUUAUUUUUACAUUUUGGAUAAGCAUUAUCCUGGUUCAGUUCUAAGUUUAGAGAAAACCGAAGACAAUAGAUUUCUAUUUGCAUUUGUUGCUUUAGAGGCAUCAAUCCGAGAAUGGGAAUAUUGCAGGCCUGUAAUAGAUGUUGAUGGAGCACAUCUGAAGUGUUCUUAUGGGGGUACCAUUCUUAUUGCAAGCACGUUGGAUCCAGGAGAAAUGCAUUUGGAGAAAGACAAAAUAUGUGCUUCGUCUCAGAUAGGCAUGAGAGUAUAUGGAAAGAAUGUUGAAGAUUUGAAAAAGCUUUUCUUUGCAAUGGCAAAGGCAUACACACUUCAACAAUUUGAAGAAUUGAUGAGAAAGGUGGACGAAAUCGAUAAGAAGAUAAGAAAAUAUUUAUUUGGAAUAGGAUAUCAUAAAUGGACAAUGACACAUGCAACUGUUAAUCAUACAUGGGUAAUGACCUCAAACAUAGCAGAAUCAAUAAACAACACCAAUCGAUUAGCACGGAAACUUCCAGUAGUAUCAUUGUUGGAUUUUAUGAAAAUAACAAUUCAAUCAUGGAGUGCUAAACAUAGCGAAGAGGCUGGGCAAACCAAAACUGAUCUUACUGAACCAUACAAUAAAAUACUUGAAGAUAACCGUGAGAUAUCUCACCGUAUGACAGUAAGCCCAUCAACACAAUUCCUACAUACAAUAACUGAUGGAGCAAGACGUUUCACAAUGUGUCUACGAAGUAGAAAAUGUAGUUGUGGACGUUUUCAACUAGAUGAGAUACCAUGUGGUCAUGCUAUGGCUGCAAUUGGACACAGAAAUAAACAUGGAGAGGACUAUUGUUCUGAGUUCUACAACAAUAAAAAUUUUCAAGACGCGUAUGAAAUUCCAGUUGAACCUCUUCCAUGUGAGAGUACAUGGGAAAUACCAUCUCAUGUGCUGGAUCAAAAAUUAUUACCACCAGAUUAUAAGAGAGGGCUAGGGAAACCACCAAUGGAACGCAAGAAGUCAUAUAGCGAAGGAAAAUUCAAGAGGGCCAAGGUGAUUUAUCUAUGUUAUUAG